AUGGCCAAGGUGAAGUGGCAAUUAAGAAUGACGGAGAAAGUGGAAAUUCUAGAAGUUGAGGAUUUUGAGGAGAGAUUCCGAAGCUUCAGCAAGACAGAUGCAGUUCUGCUACCUCUGGCAACCAGGAGUGUCGGCUGCAGACAGUUCGAAGCCAAGUCCAAUUCCAGGAACUGCUGCCAGAGCCACCUCACCCAAGCGCCUGGCCAGGGUGAGGGCCAAAGGAGAGGAGGGGGCGAAGCCGAGGAUCCAGCUAGGAGGAAACGCUGGUCCUGCCCCUCUCCUCUGGCUGCUCCCCAGCUGCCCUCGCCCUGGGAGCCUGAGUCCAGAAAGCAGGAGGUGCUGACUCUUGAGGACAGAAACAUGGGCCCUGCGGGCUGUGUCUUCCUGCUGCCCCUUCUGCUGGGAAAUCUCUGCAGUCAGGUCAGCCCGCAAUUGGGCGAGUCCCACGUCUGUGGAGGUUCCCUCAUCGGUGACAGGUGGAUACUGACAGCAGCACACUGCCUACACAGGCGCUGGAUUCCUUUCUUAUAUACUGUGUGGCUGGGAUCAAUUGACAUAGGCCAUUCAAAUACAGGCAUGUUCCGAAUUGUCAUCCAUCCCAAACACCAUGGUACCACUGCAGACAUUGCCUUGUUAAGGCUGUUCUCUAGAGUCACCUACAGUUCUUCCAUCCUGCCUAUUUGCUUGUCCAGUGUCAAAAAGCAGUGGACAAUUCCAGACUCUUGCUGGGUGACUGGAUGGGGAAAAGCAGAAGAUGAAGAUUCUGACUACCCUACCAUCCUCCAAGAAGCAGAAAUACCUAUCAUUGAACACCAGCACUGAGAAAUAAUCUACAACCCGGUGGGUUACCUACUACCACAAACAGAGCCUGUCAUCCAGGAAAGCAUGAUUUGUGCUGGUGAUCUUGAGAAAAGAAAGGAUACUUGCCAGGGUGAUUCUGGAGGGCCUCUGUCAUGUCAUAUUGAUGGUAUAUGGAUCCAGAUAGGAUUGUCAAGCUGGGGAACAGGAUGUGGUCUUUCUUUUCCUGGAGUCUACACCAACGUGACCUACCACCAAAAAUGGAUUAUGUCCGUUACCUCAAGAGCUGAGGUCUUGGAUGCCAACAACCUGGACUUACCUGACUUCUUGCUCCCUACUGUACUGUUCUCUCUGGCUCUCCUGGGACCCGCCUGCACCUUUGGGCCUAACAUUUUAGCGGGAGAGUAG
Molecule: messenger RNA, 1206 nt
Organism: Lipotes vexillifer (Yangtze River dolphin)
Lineage: Eukaryota; Metazoa; Chordata; Mammalia; Artiodactyla; Lipotidae
Product: serine protease 48
Exons: 8
Biological process (GO): proteolysis
Molecular function (GO): serine-type endopeptidase activity
Source: RefSeq, a predicted model, not a curated record